AUGGCUUUGAUCAAGAACAAAUCCUUAUUCGCUUCUUUUAUGAUUUUUGUGGCACUCUUUGUUGGGGGCACCGUUCACAAUGUCGGAGACACGAAAGGAUGGACCAUGAUGGGCGUUGAUUAUGAGGCAUGGGCUUCUUCAAGAACUUUUCAAGUCAGAGACUCUUUGAUCUUCGAAAACAACAAAGACUACCACGACGACAAAACUAGCGUUCCGGCCUCGUUAGGUCCGGCUGCAGCUCCUGUUCCUAGACAGGUCCGGUCACCAAGCUUAUCCUUGUCUCCUUUGCCUGAUUCAACGGUUAAUAAUGGUCCAAGGAAAGAAUCAGCAUCGACCAUGAAGACCACAAUCAUGAGUUUGUUAAUUGUGGUAUUACCACUAAUCGGUUUAUCUCAUGCUGCAUCCUUUUACGAGGUUGGAGACUUCAACGGAUGGACGACAAAGAUGGGGGUUGCCUAUUACAAGACAUGGUCUUCUUCAAAGACUUUCUACGUUGGAGAUGCUCUCAUCUUUCAAUACAACAAGGAUAUCCACAACGUGAUUGAAGUGAACUUCAGAGAUUAUGAAUCGUGCAACCCUAACUCAGCUCUGGCAAGAUAUAAAUCAGAGUAUGAACCGGUUAAACUUAACAGAACCGGGCACUAUUACUUCAUAUGCGGUUUUACUGGUCACUGCGAAGCUGGUCAAAAGCUGGAGGUCCUAGUCAUGCCUGCUUCUCUGCAGAAUACUACCAUUAUUCAACAAAACAACACCUCUUCUUCUAACCCUAAACCUAAUCCUGUUAAUGCUAAGCCUAAUCCUACGCCUAAACCUAAACCUUCUCCUUCGCCACCUUUAGAGGAUCCUCUUGUGGUUCUUCCAGUAGAUGAUGCAACGAUUGCUUCACUUCCUCACAAUGCGGUCUCAAACCCUCGUGUGUGGAGUGGCUUAAGCAUGCUCUCCUUAAUUCUUCUAAAAAGCCUAGUUUCUUCUUGA
Molecule: messenger RNA, 975 nt
Organism: Brassica rapa (field mustard)
Lineage: Eukaryota; Viridiplantae; Streptophyta; Magnoliopsida; Brassicales; Brassicaceae
Product: blue copper protein-like
Cellular component (GO): plasma membrane
Molecular function (GO): electron transfer activity
Source: RefSeq, a predicted model, not a curated record